AUGAGCUCUACCAGUGUUUCCGUGGCCCCAGUUCCCUCGACAUCUUUCGACCCGGAUUUCCAAACACCACUCAUUUUAGGUGAAUCGUUGGAUUUCUCGGACUCUGACGAAUCUCAGUUUGUCGGUGCAUUUUCGGACGGCCUGUGGGCCAAGUCUGAGCAUAUUCUGUCUAUGUCUGGUUUCCAAAAGCCGGGAGCUGGUGCUGUACUUGAUUACUCCACGCGCUCGUUGCAUGAUGCUAGUUCGUUCACGACCUACGCCCAAUCCCCCUACGUGACCACAUCUCUUGUUCCUUCUCCCAUGGCCGACCAGGCCAGUCAAAUCUCGGACUGUGUUCCAUACAUCCCUGGUAAUGACUACGGCAGCUCAUAUGAAGAGUCGCAGUCCCCACUGAUGGCUUCUCGCUCUCGACAAUUACCUGAGAUUGUCACCUACAGUCCACAGCGUGGCUGCGAAGGAACUCGAGUGGUUGUGCAGAUCCAGUCUCCCUAUGACCUGCACAACUCAGCAUACGACUUGUAUGUGGUCUUUGGCACCAAGAAGUGUGAAUGUAUCCCAACUUUCCUGGGUUUCGAGGGAUCAAGCUUUCAAUAUGCGCUCUCAGCAGAUGCCCCUCAAUUUAUUUCCACUGGCUCGCCUUCGUUUGCUGUCCCUGUCCAGAUUGUCCUGGAAGGCCAAGGUGACUACCCGUCUGCUACCCUCCAAGUCGGCGUUUACACAUACGAGCAUGUGCCUUCCACUGCAUCAUCGACCACAAGUUCCCACAAGCGAAAGUUUUCUUCAUAUAACGAAAACCCUGUGCUGGCGCCUGUCAAGCGCUCCACUGGCCCUGUGAUGCCCAAGAUUGAGUCCCACGACAACUACUCUUACCGGGAUAACCACAGCCACAGCCGCUCCACUUCCUCUUCUUUCUCGCCAUACGUGCAGCCGCUCCCUGUAAUUCCUAGCUUCGCGGCCCCUUACAAUGCUGCCUCGUCUCCCCGCACUGCUAUGGGCCAGUAUUCCGCCACACCCCAACAUGCCAUGCGAGCUCCUUCUCCUCUUACACCAGCUUGGAGCCCAUCUUUCGUCUCAGUUGGCAUCGAUGGCCGGCCAUCGGGCUACCCCUCGGGUAUUCCCAUGGCCCAUGGAAUGUCACAGCACAAGGGAUCUUCUCAAGUCCGCUCUUCCAACCCUACUUUGAUCCGAACAUCGACGAUUCAGCAAUCUGGUCUUAGCCACAGCCAACCCUUCAAUCCCUACGCUAUCUACCCUACUAAGGCUGUUCUCAAGCUUAACGGUGAUUUGGAUAGCAUGGCUGAGGGAUGGACUAAGGAAGAGCGCACUACUCAACGUCGUCUGGUACAGUUCACUCGUAACCAGACAGGAAGUACCAUCCUCGCCGACUUCAAGCCUGUGACUCCCGAGGAGCGAACACCCAACAGCAUUUGCAUUAGCUGCAUCUCCUGGGAAGGAAAAAGUGAGUGCUACGUCACCAGCGUGGACACCAUCUACCUGCUCGAGUCUCUAGUCGGUGUCCGAUUCACCGUUGAGGAGAAGAACCGCAUUCGCCGCAACCUGGAGGGAUUCCGCCCCUUGACUGUUUCCAAAGCCAAGGCCGACAGCGAAGAGUUUUUCAAGGUCAUCAUGGGUUUCCCUGCACCGAAGCCAAGAAACAUUGAGAAAGACGUCAAGGUCUUCCCCUGGAGAAUCCUGAGCCUCGCUCUGAAGAAGAUCAUUGGAAAAUACUCUGCCAGCUAUUCGUCGACUGCUGGUUCCUUGCACACCCCGAUGACAAAUUACGCUAGCCACGGCACUGCUUCCGACUCAGGCACCGAGCCUCACACUGCUCCCUCUCCCCAUUCAGUGUCAGACUCCGGCCCCACCAGCAGUUAUGCCACCAGCAUGGCCCCUUGUUACUCUACACGAUCGGACCACUGUGCUUCGCUAACUGCUGCUCCUGAUCUUCGAUCAGUGAUGCCUGCUGUCUCGCAGCCAUACACCACCAUGGGAAUGGGUACCUAUCCAUACCCAGCCAUUUGCCAGCCUCAUGGUACCCAUGGCUUGGUCGCUCCGGCUCCCCGGUCAGCAUGGGAUAUGCAGAGUCUCGGACACCCCGCACCCUCUACCGCUGCUCCCCAUGGCGCCUGCUACAGCUACAUGGAACCGGUAUACCCGCUCCCCGACUCCGAAACGGGCCAGUGA
This is a messenger RNA of Penicillium angulare, 2184 nucleotides long. It is a transcript of the gene medA, whose product is annotated as transcriptional regulator medA. Gene Ontology annotation, cellular component: nucleus. Bases 1 to 2184 code for a protein of 727 amino acids. The record is from RefSeq and is a predicted model, not a curated record. The transcript has 4 exons. Lineage: Eukaryota; Fungi; Ascomycota; Eurotiomycetes; Eurotiales; Aspergillaceae.